AUGGAAACAAGCUUCAUCAAGCUUCCCCUCCCCAUCUUCUAUCUCCUACUUCUCAUCCUGUGUCUCUGCAGCGAACCCUUCUGGGCAAGCCAUGCACAUGCACAUGCACAUGCCCACACGCCAUGCAACGGAUCAAUCGCGGAGUGUGAGGAAGCCGUGGAGAAUUUGAUGGAGUCAGAGAUUAGUCGGAGGUUUCUUGAACAGAGGAAGUAUAUCUCAUCAGGAACUUUGAAGAAGGACGAACCAGUAUGUAAUGGUGGAGAAAGUGGUGAAGCUUAUUCGAAAAGUGAAGAGUGUCUCCCUCGUCAGUCUAACCCUUAUAAUAGAGGUUGUUCCAAGUAUUAUCGUUGUAGGAGUGAUUCAUGA
This is a messenger RNA of Ilex paraguariensis (yerba mate), 366 nucleotides long. The record is from the annotation of a GenBank genome assembly. Lineage: Eukaryota; Viridiplantae; Streptophyta; Magnoliopsida; Aquifoliales; Aquifoliaceae.